Molecule: messenger RNA, 1215 nt
Organism: Zingiber officinale
Lineage: Eukaryota; Viridiplantae; Streptophyta; Magnoliopsida; Zingiberales; Zingiberaceae
Exons: 2
Coding region: 29-1201 (390 amino acids)
Biological process (GO): photosystem I assembly; response to photooxidative stress
Cellular component (GO): chloroplast thylakoid membrane
Source: RefSeq, a predicted model, not a curated record
UCUUCCCUGCUCCUCCAAGCACGACGCAAUGCCAGGCUACGGAGAACAAUUAGCCAUCGGAUACCUCUCCGACUACAGCGAAGAGGAAUCCGAUACGCAGGAGAAGGAGAAGCAGAUAUCGGUGGAUCCUGUGUCGCUGAGGCAAGCCACCAAUUUGCAGUACUCUGCCGGCGGCGGCCCAGCUAGACCGCCGCCGGUGCUCCCGCGGCCCAAGUUCGUGAGCUGUAGCCUCCCGGGCUCAGCCAUCUCCUCGCCAGAGCAGCAGCAGCGCGAUUAUUACCGAUCCCGGUUCGCCUGGGAAAGCAACGCGUCGCUCCGCCGGAGCAAGUCCUGCGGCGAGGGAAGGAUGUCGACGACGUCAACGGAAUUCAUCGACAUCCCCUCUAGGAGACCCAGCAUCGCUUCACCAAAAGUUAUUUAUCAGAAGAAGCAAUCUUUCGGCGACGUCGCCGGCUCUCGUCGCUUCGCCAACGUAGCCAACCACGACGGCAACAGCUUCAAGCAACCCAAACCCGCCAUUCCUCUCCCUCCGUCGAGCAAUCAGGGCGGCGGCACCGACGAUAAGUUCAACUGCGGGUGCUUGUUCCUGCCCGGCCUCACUCACAAGAAGAAACCUGAAGUGUUGGAUCGCAAACCAAGCGCCUUUGGCCGACAUCUAGACGAUCGAUCUCAAUCUCCACAACGACAACAACGCGAAGAAGAAAUAGUGAGGACAAAAAUUGAAGAACCGAUGCUGCAAUUCGAGAAAGCGAGAUCGUUAGUGAGCUCAGUUCAGGAGACGGUGGCUGGUGGGGCUGCUCCGCCGUCGAGCAGGAUGAGCACGGCGUCGAAGGCCGCGUCACUGGAGAAGUUCUCGUGCGGCUCCUGGUCGUCUUCGGCGCUGCUGGGGAGCGACGGAAGCGACGGACGGAACUCGUACUUCGACCUGCCCCUGGAGCUGAUCCGUAUCGGCGGCGACGAGACUGACUCGCCGGUGCGGACGGCGUUCGUGUUCGAGAAGGAGCUAGUGAAGAGGGGGUCGUUGAAGAAGGUUGGGUCAGCGAGGAAGUCGUCGCUGCAAUUGAACCGGCACGUCCGGUUCUCUACGUCCUCGGGGCCGGUAUCGUCGUGCCCGGCCUCGCCGGCGGCGGCGUGCAUCACGCCAAGGUUGAGGAGGGCCAGGGAGGAGUUCAACGCCUUUUUGACAGCCCACAAUGCUUAAUAAAUAUUAAUGUG